Messenger RNA from Lolium rigidum, 852 nucleotides. RefSeq names its product thioredoxin H5-like. NCBI's taxonomy places the organism in Eukaryota, Viridiplantae, Streptophyta, Magnoliopsida, Poales, Poaceae. The coding region runs from base 106 to 540 and encodes 144 amino acids. The transcript has 5 exons. The record is from RefSeq and is a predicted model, not a curated record.
GGAAAUCUGAAUCCUUCUGUUGGAUCCCGUUGGGAGGGGGAACGUAUUUCUUGGCCUCCCAGAGAGUCCGGGAGUUCAGACAUCCUGACAAAUUAGCUCGAACCAAUGGGAUGCUGUGGCAGUAAUCCUAUAGACGAUGAGGAACACCUAGACUACAGCUCAGGAAAUGUGACGAUUAUACCUGACCUAAAGAGUUGGGAAAAGAAAUUGGAAGAUGCAAGUGAAGCCGGUAAAACACUUGUUGUAAAAUUCAGCGCAGUAUGGUGCGGCCCGUGUAGGAUUGCUGCUCCUGUAUACGCGGAUCUUUCCUUGAAGCAUUCAGAUCUUGUUUUCGUGUCUGUGGAUGUAGACGAACUUCCGGAACUGGUCACUCAGUUCGACAUACGGGCCACACCAACAUUCAUCUUCCUGAGAGAUAAGAAGGAGAUCGAUAAGCUGGUGGGGGGCAACCAGACAGAUCUGGAGCAGAAGUUCGACCCUUAUUGCCGGCCAGGCGAAGAAGUCAUGUGUAAACAGUCUUCCGAGGAUAGAAUCACCUGAUCAAUAGAGCUUCAGAAAAUACUCCAUUGGCUGGAAGCAUCCAGCAAGUGCCUGUUCAGCGAUUAAAUGGAUAUACACCUUUCCAUGGUGUAUUCUAGAAAGAGUCUGUUCAGCGACAUAUGUAGGUUCGAGAAACUGACCAGCAGAAGUAGGAUUUCUUGGUAGUGUUGAGAUGUUCAGUCCACAUUCAGCAGUAAAGUAAGUUAGUUCAGCAUCUGUAACUUUGCAUCGCACUGAUCAUAUGCACGAAAAAUACGAGACAAUGUACUGAUUGACAGCAGAUGCCUUGUGUACAUUCCCUCUCAUGAAUCA